AUGUCUAGCUGCUACCGCGACAGCAUCACAGGCGAUACCUAUUGCGACAAUGACACCUGGAAUGACUGGGCGCGCUGGGUAGUACUCGCUGCCAUCAUCAUCGUUGCCUUCCUGCUCUUCUUCUCGUUUAGCUGCGUAUCUGCACGACGACGAAGACGAUUCGGUGCACAGCCGUACCGUGGCACAGGGUGGGCACUCGGACGAACGCCUGCGGGCCACAAUGCGCCGACCUACAAUUCUCAACCGUACUAUGCGCAGCACGCGAACCAGUACCAGCAACCACAGCCAUACUACAAUAACAGCCACAACCCGCCUCCGUACACUCCACCGCCAAACAAUGGCUAUUAUGGGCAGAACGAUGUGGAGCUGCAGCAACCACAGCAGGCGUAUGGAGGAUAUCGCAGCGGGGAGGCACCUGCGUAUGAGCCACCGAAAGGAGCACCACCAGGUAGAGUCUGA
Messenger RNA from Fulvia fulva, 459 nucleotides. RefSeq lists its product as uncharacterized. The transcript is spliced from 2 exons. Gene Ontology annotation, biological process: vesicle-mediated transport. Gene Ontology annotation, cellular component: intracellular membrane-bounded organelle. The record is from RefSeq and is a predicted model, not a curated record. NCBI's taxonomy places the organism in Eukaryota, Fungi, Ascomycota, Dothideomycetes, Mycosphaerellales, Mycosphaerellaceae. The coding region runs from base 1 to 459 and encodes 152 amino acids.